GGUGCGUGAUAAUGCAGACCUUCGCUGUGAGCUGCCAAAGUUGGAGAAGAGGCUUCGGGCUACAGCUGACCGGGUUAAAGCCCUGGAGGGUGCACUGAGAGAGGCCAAGGAGGGGGCGAUGAAAGACCGCCAACGCUACCAGCUGGAGGUCGACCGGAUCAAGGAGGUGGUCCGCACGAAAAACACCCCGCGGCGUUCACACACCGCCCAGAUCGCCAAGCCAGUGCGCCCAGGAUACCAUGCAGCCUGCUCUCCGGUCAGCACCCAUGGGCUCUAUCACCCAAGUACAUGCACCUACAGCAACACACUGUUUCAGAGCUGCCAGCCCAUGUACGUACCAGGACUGGGGGACCACACCACAGACAAAUACACUCUGAGUGGCAGCUGUCCGAGCGGGUCAGUGUUGUCCGGAGACAGUUUCCGUGUGUGCCCUCGACAUGUGCCUGACAACGGAGUGAGUCUCUCUGUGCCUGUGAGGCUGAAGAACAGUCCAAGGUCUACGUCUUCCAGCAGGAAACAGCAGCAAGUUAAUGAGGACGCAGCGGGCCCCGGUUACGACAAGGACGCCCUGAGACAGCAGCUGACCCUCCUCUUCGAACCUCUGACCGAAUUCUCCAGCCCUCCCUGCCUGCUGCUGUUUUGAGAAUGACCGUCGCCCCCACCCCCCGUGG
Molecule: messenger RNA, 671 nt
Organism: Hemiscyllium ocellatum (epaulette shark)
Lineage: Eukaryota; Metazoa; Chordata; Chondrichthyes; Orectolobiformes; Hemiscylliidae
Product: kinesin heavy chain-like
Exons: 5
Coding region: 119-643 (174 amino acids)
Source: RefSeq, a predicted model, not a curated record